Soboliphyme baturini is the source of this 624-nucleotide messenger RNA. The record is from the annotation of a GenBank genome assembly. Lineage: Eukaryota; Metazoa; Nematoda; Enoplea; Dioctophymatida; Soboliphymatidae.
AUGGAGGCCAACGUUAGAUUCGAGCGGUUGCGAAUGGCCGCCAAGGUUGUCAAGGCGUCGCCGAACGAAUGCUUGGACGUUGUGCGAGCGAAUAAACGGAAUUGUCUCCGACCGCCAUCUCGACUGCUGUCUGUCUGUCCGUUUCCUCACAACGACGACAAACGAGUGGACGAGGAGGAGGACGACGACGACGAAGUGGACGACGACCGCAACACGACCCAGAAGAAGUGCAUUUGUCAGGGAAGGUGGUGGUGGUCAUCGCCGUCUUCCACCUUCGCAGUGAGGAUCGCCGUGAUGUUGCUUCUGAACAAGCUGCAGAACAGCCGACUUUGGCAGUCGUGCUGCCGCUUCAAAAUUGACCCGUCGAAGACCAGGGAAGACCCGGACGAAAGGUGGGCCAACCAGUACCGCGAACGACAACGCAACAACCUGUACAAAUGGGUGGACACGUCGAAAGGCGGCUCGCUAAUCGAGAUAUUUAUCAACGAAGGCAAAGACGGCGUGCUGCGCUUCGCGCAGGAGAAAAUACUGCCCAUGCUUUACCACGAGGGCAAAUCCCCGGAAAUCAUCAAGAAAAGCGACUAUAUGAAAUGGAGAAAUUUCAUGGUAAUCACUAUAUCUUGA